GAACAGCUGAACAUAUUCCAUUUGAUGAUAGUUCCAUUGAUAUAAUCAUUUGUGCACAAGCAUUUCAUUGGUUUGCAACUCACCAGACACUUACUGAACUAAAUCGGGUAUUAAAAUCGAAUGGUUUACUUAUACUUAUUUGGAAUAAUUCAGACAAUCAAGGUAUUGAAUGGGCUGAUAAUAUAACUAAAUAUGUCGAUUCAUUUAAACCGAAGGAUGUAUCACGUUAUAAAUCAAUGGAAUGGAAAGCAGUUUUUGAGAAUCAAAAUUUAUUUUCUUUGUUACAACAAAAACAAUUUAGUCAUAAACAACGAGUAACAAGAGAUUUAGUUUUAAAUCGAAUUUUAUCAACAAGCUUUGUUGCAGCAUUGCCUUCGGAUGAACAAACAAAAUUAGUUGAUAAUGUUAAAAAAAUGUUAAAUGAUAUUGAAGAAAUUCGAAAUGUAAACGAAUUUGAUAUUAGCCAUCGUACAGAUGUUUAUUGGUCUUCACCAUUAAAAUCAUCAUCGUAA
Molecule: messenger RNA, 512 nt
Organism: Adineta steineri
Lineage: Eukaryota; Metazoa; Rotifera; Eurotatoria; Adinetida; Adinetidae
Source: the annotation of a GenBank genome assembly